CAUCCACCCAUCCACCGCACCGACUACUAGCGGAACGAUCCACGGAAGCUCCGGAGCUCUGGAGCGAGAAGUCUCCCAGGCCGUUGGCUAGCGAGUUUCAACCGCUACUUGUACGAUGGCGAGAUCCACUCAGAUGAUAUUCCACGCGCUCUGUUGCACUGUGGCUUUGAGGACACCCGACCGCGCUUGGUCGCAUCGGCGCUGCAAAAGGUGGCGGAGUACAACACACUGGAUGAGGACGAAUUCCUUCACUUCAUGUGCGAGUAUGAAGAGGAGCUGAAAGAGGAUGCAUUUCAGCAUUUCCAGAAGUACAUGGCGGAUGGUCGCCUUCCCUUCUCUUCACUGCCAAGCAUUCUGAAAGAGAUGGAGCUCCAGCCUUGUCGCCGUGUCCUCACUCAACUGACAGAAGAGGUGAUGGGUGAGCCCCGAGGCUUGACGCUGCCAGAGUUCGAAAGGACCUUAGAGUUGCUCCGUGCACGCUACUGUUUUUUGCUGGAGGAGCUUGAACACUUCAAGAAUGUCUUUCAGGUCUUCGACCGCGACUGCUCGGGCGGCAUGAGCCUGGCGGAGCUCUCCAGCGCCUUCGCUUGGUUGGGCUUCCCAAUCACUGGCAGCGUUUGCCGCUUACAUCAGCAGCACGACCUGGAUGACAAGGGAGCUUUGACUCAGACCGAGUUCCUGCGCUGCCUUCGGAGCUUGUACGAGGAGGAAGCGCAGGAGAUUUCUCGGCGGCUGGCAAGGAAGGGUGGAAGGUGUCGCAAUGGCUUGCAGCUGGAAGAACUCCUGCGUGCGCUGGGCUACACUGCCACAGUGGAUAUCCUCGUGGAUGCACUUCAGGCACAACACCUUUGCAAAGGAUAUGUGCGCAAUAGCCAGCUGCUGGGGAUGCCCUUCGCGCAAGUGGAGUUCAAUCUCGGCCUCGAUGAGCUGCGGGAGUUGACGUGUAGCAUCCGGGAGCGGGACAGCUUCACCGACGAGGAAAUGGAGGAAAUGAAGGUGGCCUUCGCCUUGCAGUCCAAGUCCCAGGCGGAGAUUGCGACGCCCGCGCUUCAGAAGGCCUUGCGCUGGCUGGGGCAUCUCUACCAUUUCGAUCGAGUGCAGCAUUUGGUCCAAGAGCUGGACUUGGAUGGCGAUGGCUUGUUGGACUUCACCCUCUUUGUGAAGCUCCUCCGAAAGUGUCGCGACCAGGAUCGGCAGAAGGCCACGGAGGCCUUUUUCGAGUUUGAUUCCUUGGACUUGGGAUUUCUGGAUGAAGAUCAUCAGUUCGAUGCCUUUCAGAGAUUGGGUUUUGAUGAAGAUGUCUUUCGCCCGGAGCUGCGGCCCGAGGGCUUGCGCCUGCAACAGUUCCUGAAGAUCGUUCAGCGCUUCAAGUCAGAUCCCACGAGACUCCGAGCCCUGCGCGACCAGGACUUCUUUGAAGCCCACGAGCUUGCUGAGCUGCGACGACACUUCCAGCGAUUCGAUAAAGACGCCAGCGGAGAGCUGAAGGAGCAUGAACUGGUCGACCUGCUUGAGGCGCUCUUUCCGAGGCACGCCCACCUGCGGGAGUUCCGGCCCUUCUUCCGUGAGUUGCUACACUUCGCAGACGUGAAUCAGAACGAACGCUUGGACUUCCGCGAGUUCGUUCGCUUGAUUCGCAAGAUCCGUGAUCAGGAGGAAGAGUUCCACUUCGAGCUCUAUACAGCCAGUUUGGAAGAACUGGCCUUCAGCAAGAAGGAGGUGGGCGAGAUCCGCCAGUUCUUCCUCACGGUGGCUGGCCACCGGGAGCGGUUGCCCUUUGAGGAGGUGACCGAGAUGUUGGCGGGCAGCUUCAAACUGAAGGAGCCGGACAAGCAACGCCUGCUGAUGCUCUGCCGUUCCGCCUUAGAGACCAGUGGCGAUGGAGAUGAGGAUAUUAACUUUUUGACCUUUUUGCACAUCAUGCGCAAGGUGCUGGAUUCCGGAUGGCUCGACCGUGCGAACCCGGCGACAGACGCCGUGGUGGCUUCAGAGGGAGAAGUUGCGCCGGUGCCAGGCACUUGAGUGGUGCGCCCAAUUCCGGGCAUCCUGUGGAAGGAUAUCCAGACAGGAUUUGUUUGGGACCGGCAUCGUUAUAGGGCUCCAACUACCUCCUGAGAGGAUGGUUGGGAUGGAUUUGCGAGGUCUAACCACC
Molecule: messenger RNA, 2152 nt
Organism: Durusdinium trenchii
Lineage: Eukaryota; Dinophyceae; Suessiales; Symbiodiniaceae
Source: the annotation of a GenBank genome assembly